Marasmius oreades (fairy-ring Marasmius) is the source of this 1775-nucleotide messenger RNA. RefSeq lists its product as uncharacterized. Bases 42 to 1604 code for a protein of 520 amino acids. NCBI's taxonomy places the organism in Eukaryota, Fungi, Basidiomycota, Agaricomycetes, Agaricales, Marasmiaceae. Gene Ontology annotation, molecular function: guanyl-nucleotide exchange factor activity. Gene Ontology annotation, cellular component: recycling endosome. The record is from RefSeq and is a predicted model, not a curated record. The transcript is spliced from 10 exons.
CCGAACUUCUUCUCUCGUGACCAUCACCAUCACCGACGUGAAUGCCGAAAGACUUGAAGCUCGAUGACAUUUGGGACACCUCGGACGACCUGGAUAUUCCAGCCCGACGACGAUCGAUGACGGCGAUUUCGAGCUCGUCUGCUAAUAAUGGUCCCUCUGCGGUUGCCACUACAUCCUCUUCCAAACAACCCUCCAAACGAAUUCCCAGCCUAAAACUCGCUUCAAGAUUGGCAUCGAGACAGUCAACCACGGGUCCUCUUGUUUCUCCAUCAUCACCAAAUUUGUCGGACCCUAUAUCCAGCAACAGCGGGCAAGAAGCCGGCUCACCAACUCGUCCAGGAUUAACGCGGUCGAUGUCAUUACCGAAAAACACAGAGAGCAAAACAAAGACGAUACGAGUAGACGUUGAGGAGCUGGAAAUUGAGCCUGUCGUUGUAGAGAAAAUAAGACGAUGGAUAUUGGGAAUAGCCAUUGUUGAAUUCGAUGUGGACCAAGGGCCAUUAGUCGAUGCAGUAUUUCCGUUGGUACAUCUUUCACCACAAGAAACAUCCAAUAUAGCAUUUGCUGCAUUUCCUGAUUCCCUACAGUUUGACCAGGGCUCGCAAAACCAUUCAUUCCGUAUACAUGCCCAUGCAGGUAAUGCGGAGCAAAGUCCUGUCAGUUUGGAUGGAUUCAUGUAUGGAUACUCGCACUUUAUACAGAGAAGAGACUCGAAAGCAAGACGUGGAUAUGAACAGCGUUCUGUGGUCAUACUAUCCCAUCUCCCAUACCCAGCUCUUUUUACAUCCCUCUCGUCCAUUUUUGGCCCCCUCUUUCAGAUUCAUGGAAUUCCUAUGCUAGAGUCCGCAUGUUACAACAUCGCUACCUGGCCUGAUCCCAUUCCAGGCGCUGUCCUAGAACUGGGAUUCCUCGGAUCCGUCCUUCACUCAGAACUCCCACCAAGUCAUGACAGCCAACAACACACCGAUACAUCGUCUUUUGGACAAAAGUAUGACCCAAAGCUACAUAUUCUAGCAUCAACGCCUCCCUUUGUCCCACCACCGCUGUCGCUCUUCGAAGCAUCUCUAUCUCAUCUCUGGUCGAUAUGGGAAUGUGUCGUGCUCGGGGAACCUUUGCUGAUAUUCGGGUCCUCCCCCGUCGAAACAAGUCAGGCUGUAUGGUGGCUCAGGGAUCUUCUUAGACCUAUCCCCCUUUUUGGAGACAUCCGACCUUACUUCACAAUUCAUGAUCAAGAUCAUGCUGCACUCGUGAACAAGCUACCACCCAAAGCCGGCGUGUUACUUGGCGUGACGAACCCGUUGUUCUACAAAUCAUGCUCACAUUGGCCUCACGUACUAAGUCUGGGGAGGAAUAUCCAACACACCAGCAAUGUGAACGGCAGACCUAUCCAUACUCUCGCUAAUCCUGGUCCCGUGCCCGGAUGGAGGACGAUGACUCAUAAGCGAUAUAUAUCCAAGGACCGCGUCUUGCUUAAACAACUAGAGGAUGCAUGUAGAGGUUCUGAACAAGAUAAACGAACGAACUACUCCUUCCGUUAUCCCGAUACCUUAAUACUCUUAUACCCACACCAUCAGAGGUCGCCUCAGAUAUCGCCAUCCGGUUGAAGCCCUUCAACGACUCCCAUUUCUUCAAAUUAUUAAAGACAAACGGGUCAACGCUGCCUUUCCGAUCAAACAGCAAACGGAACGAGUUUUAUGAACGGUGGCUAAAAACUCCAGCAUUUGGUCUAUGGCUCGCACAACAAGAGCGUAUCGUACAAGAUGUGUUGACGCAAA